AUGCCUGAGUCCCUGUCCCCUGGUUGCCAGCAGAGUCUGAUGGCGGCCGCUGAGCAAGGACCACAGCCCCAGGGCUGUGUGGCAUUUAAGGACGUGGCUAUCUACUUCUCAGAGGAAGAAUGGACACUUCUUGAUGACUCUCAGAGGUUCCUGUACCGCAGAGUAAUGAUGGAGACCUUCGUUAUGAUGACCUCAUUGGGACUUGUACCUUCUGAGAUCCGUGACAUCACUCACCUGGAAUCUUCAGGAGGUUCCUUCACCCAUGCACUGAGACUCCACUCAUUCCUGACUCCAGGGUGCUGGAACAGAGAGGGCGAGACAUCACCCGUUGAGCAGAGUACUUCUGCAGAGCACGGGAUUAACGCAGCCUUGCCUGAACAGCAGAAGCUGACAUGUGGUGAUGAACCCCUACAAAGAGAACAGAUCAGAAUCCCAGCCGUGAAGACCAACAGAAGUGACCCAUCAGAGAAGAUUUCACAAAGUACAAACGAUGUGAUGGACUUCCAGGACUCCUCAAAUCUUGAGUCUCAGGUGACCCCCUGUGCCAGGCAGCCACACAGAAGCUCUGAGACUACAGAGUCCAUUCACACCAAGAAAAGAAACUACAAAUGCAGUGAGUGUGGCAAAACCUUUAGUUACAAGUUCCGGCUUAUUCGACACCAGAAAAUACACACUGGAGAAAGGCCUUUUAAGUGCAAUCAGUGUGGGAAGUCCUUCCGCCAAAAUGCCCAUCUCGUUGUACACUUGAGGACUCACACUGGAGAAAAGCGUUUUCAAUGCACCAAGUGCAGAAGAGCUUUUAAUUAUAAAAGCUCUCUCAUUCAUCAUCUGAAUGCUCACAAUGGAAAAAUGCCUUAUAAGUGCAGUCAAUGUGGGAAAUUAUAUAGGAACAAAUCCAGCUUAAUAUGUCAUUAUCGACUUCAUACUGGAGAAAAGCCCUUUGUGUGCAGCAAAUGUGGGGAGUCAUAUAGGAACAGAAUCAGCCUUGUAAGUCAUUAUCGACUUCAUACUGGUGAAAAGCCCUAUAAGUGCGAUAAAUGUGGAAAGUCAUUUAAGGAAAAAUCCAGCCUUUUUUAUCAUGGCCGAGUGCACAAUGGCGAAAGGCCUUUCCAGUGCAGUGAAUGUGGAAAGUGUUUUAUCCAAAAUUGUCACCUUGUGAAACACCAGAGAGUUCAUAACACAUCUUUUGUGUGCAAUGAGUGUGGGAAUGCCUUUACUUCAGGCUUCAGCCUCCUUAGACAUAAGAGAGUUCACACGGCAACAAAGCAAUAUGAGUGCAAGGAGUGUGACAAAGUGUACUGCUAUAGUUCUGGCCUCUAUAAACAUCGCAAGGUUCACAGUAGGUGA
Molecule: messenger RNA, 1347 nt
Organism: Onychomys torridus (southern grasshopper mouse)
Lineage: Eukaryota; Metazoa; Chordata; Mammalia; Rodentia; Cricetidae
Product: zinc finger protein 773-like
Exons: 4
Coding region: 1-1347 (448 amino acids)
Biological process (GO): regulation of DNA-templated transcription
Source: RefSeq, a predicted model, not a curated record